UACAAUCGAUGAGGCGGAUUGUCUUUAAUGUCGAUGUUGUGGUGGAAAAGUCUUCGCGCGGCAAACUCGUCAUCGGGUUAAAUCGGACGGUCGCCCAUUAGUUUAUAUAACUAUCAGCAGAUCAUGUCAUCCAAUUAACUAAUUUUUGACAAAAUACCCAGAUUGCUUAUUGAGGAAACGAGGAUCGUGUUUGUGAUGGAUCCCGAUUUCGACCGUGUGGUCGGACACAUUGAAACUUGUUUAUGUUAGCGUUUCUGGUGACUUUAGGGGUUUAGGGAAUUGUUAAUAUAAUUUUGGCCUUCAGAUCAAAGAUGUAUCAGGGCGUUCAGCUCCCUUUGUGUUUGAUAUGUGGCCUGUAUUCACAGGAUAUACAGAAGCAGCGGCAUGGAUUACACUCGUCUCUGAAGUUAUCUAACGGUUAUAUUUUACCGGAAGGCAAGAUGACGCCCAACACGCUGUUCGUCGGCGGGAUUGAUAUGAAGGUCGACGAGAACGAAAUCAGAGACUUCUUUGCCAAGUAUGGGUCUGUAAAAGAAGUCAAGAUAAUCACUUAUCGAGGAGGAAUAUGCAAAGGGUAUGGUUUCGUUUACUUCGGUGAGGACGUCGAUAUCCAGAAUAUCGUUGAUCAACCGAUCUGUUUUAAAGGGAAAAAGCUCAAACUAGGGCCAGCCAUCAUGAAAGAGCGAAAUUCCCGUAAGAUUCUGUUUGGCUCAAUGCAGUCUCCAAUGAUUGGACCAUCACAGUGGGUAAGCCCCUCCCCAUAUGUGUACUGUAGCUGCUGCCCCCCGAGCUUGGCCCCACCCUCACCUGUCUUUAAUGGAGGGAAUCAAUAUAUGCAGCCUUACUCUUACUCCAGCCUUCCAGGAGUUAUGAUCCCACAAGUGCCCAUGAACUAUGCACAGACCACGUAUCCCUACCAGUAUCCCCUGCCACAGUGGUGUGGAGAACAGAGAACAAGACUUGUCAAUCAGGUCAGCGCUUCACCCCUUUUUUCCGAACUACGUGGAUUGUGGAGUCCAAACUUUGCUAACCCUUCUGUAGCUUUUACCUGCUGUGCAGAUUCAAUUUUCAUGGGUAGAUUGUCUUAAAAGCAGAGGAGAUCAUCUUGCUGGACACCGAGCAGUGAACCUCCUUAAGAUCCUUCUGUUUAUCGAACACAUUUCAGAUAUGGUCACUCGGGAUGUGAUGUGAAGAUGUGUUUUUCACAUCCACACUUAAAACAUUUGAUAAGCCUUGUGUGCUUGCUCUUACCGCCCAUUUAUUUGUUUUGUCUGUUUUUCUUUCUUUGUCAUGGCCAACAAACUUUAAAGACACUUUUAAGAUCACAAAUUCAUAUUUAUAUUUUAUUUGUUUGCUUAUUUUAAUGUUUGAUUCACUCCUGGUGAUGCACUGUAUGCAUUAAGGUAACAUGUUCGGAGGUUUUCAUGCUAUGUUCUUUCUAACUCGUUCAUUUAUUUACUCAUCGAAGCUGGCGAGUGUUCACUGUUAAAUACGGUUUCAUUUUGGGGUUCUCACAUUCAGGGCACAUAUUUGGAUUUUCGCUAUGUGGUUGUUAAGCAUCAGGGUACAGUGACCUUUCUUUCCCAUUUUAAUCUGUACAAAAUCUACUUUCAUACAUGCAUCUGUCGAUAUCACUGUACCUAAAUUAAUUUUUGUUAAUGCUGGUUUUCCUCCAAGUUCGAGCAGUUGAGGUGUAAAUAAAAUCAUUGCAUUAAUUCAAACAGUACAAUAUAAAAAUGUUAUACCGGGCCCUGUAACAUUCACAAACUUGUAAAAAAAUAACGGAUUACUAAUAUCACUGUGAACACAGUCGUGCAGCGGUUUUUCUAUCCAUUUAGCACUUUUUGCACUUGUUCAUUUUGUUGUUCUGCUUUUAAAAGUUGUUUGCAAAAAGUUGUAUUUGAUUGAACACAAGGCGGCACUGACAUUUUAUAAGCAGUUUUGUAACACUUUUUUACUAGGGGGGUUAAACUUGAGAUGCAUCAUUUGAUUGUUUUAAACAGGCUUGCAUUGGGAUGUUUUCAUUUUAUUUCAUGUUUCCCAUAGCCUCUGGGAAUUGUGGGUUUUUCUGUGCCAUAGUCUGGGAGCUUUUGCCAAUCACUGUACUCCAGGUUUUCUAUGUAAAUUAGUUACAUAUAUUUUGAUGUUGGCAUUGAAAGGUUUUGCUGUUUUGAUGUUAAUAAGAAAUAAAAUGAAAAUAUUUUGACCAUG
Molecule: messenger RNA, 2211 nt
Organism: Misgurnus anguillicaudatus (oriental weatherfish)
Lineage: Eukaryota; Metazoa; Chordata; Actinopteri; Cypriniformes; Cobitidae
Gene: dazl
Product: deleted in azoospermia-like
Biological process (GO): 3'-UTR-mediated mRNA stabilization; positive regulation of translational initiation
Cellular component (GO): cytoplasm
Molecular function (GO): mRNA 3'-UTR binding; protein binding; translation activator activity
Source: RefSeq, a predicted model, not a curated record